GGUAUCUCUCGAGUGAAAAAGCUUACCCGAAUGUGUAAAAGUGAAAAUAUUUAGAAAAAUCCAAUUUAAAACCUAGAUUUUGUCACUAAUCUAGAUAACAAUGGAGUUAAACGACGUUAUAGUCAACCAGCCUGUCGUUAUUGAUAAUGGCUCCGGAGUAAUCAAAGCCGGUUUCGCUGGUGAUCAGAUACCAAAAUGCAGGUUUCCAAACUAUAUCGGACGACCGAAACACGUCCGAGUCAUGGCCGGAGCUCUAGAAGGCGAGCUGUUCGUAGGCCCCCGCGCUGAGGAGCACCGUGGUCUGCUUAGCAUCAAGUACCCCAUGGAACAUGGUAUUGUGACUGACUGGAACGAUAUGGAGCGGGUGUGGAAUUAUAUUUAUAGUAAGGAUCAACUAUCAACAUUCGCUGAGGAGCAUCCGGUACUGCUGACGGAAGCUCCCCUCAAUCCUCGCAGGAAUAGAGAGAAGGCGGCCGAGGUGUUCUUCGAGACUUUCAACGUACCUGGCUUGUUCCUGUCCAUGCAGGCUGUGCUUAGUUUAUACGCCACAGGCCGUACAACAGGCGUAGUCCUAGACUCGGGUGACGGCGUCACCCAUUCGGUGCCGAUAUACGAAGGCUUCGCCAUGCCGCACAGCAUCAUGCGAGUAGAUGUAGCCGGCAGAGAUGUCACCCGGUAUCUUAGGCUUCUUCUCCGCAAAGAAGGCGUAAACCUCCGUACCUCAGCUGAGUUGGAAAUAGUUAAAGCUAUCAAGGAGAGAGCUUGCUACCUCUCACCUAACCCUCUGAAAGAGGAGACUUUGGAGACUGAGCGAGCUCAUUAUACAUUACCUGAUGGCACUGGCUUGGAGAUUGGUCCAGCCAGGUUCCGUGCACCAGAAGUCUUGUUCAGACCUGAUCUCAUUGGAGAGGAGUGCGAAGGUCUCCACGAAGUCCUAAUGUUCGCCAUCCAGAAGUCAGACAUGGAUCUUCGCAAGGUGCUCUAUCAGAACAUAGUACUGAGCGGUGGUAGUACCCUGUUCCGCGGCUUCGGAGACCGCCUGCUCGCUGAGAUACGUAGGCUGGCUCCUAAGGAUAUGAAGAUCAGGAUCUCAGCACCCCAAGAGCGACUCUACUCCACAUGGAUAGGGGGUUCGAUUCUCGCGUCACUCGAUACAUUCCGCAAGAUGUGGGUCUCUAAGCGAGAAUAUGACGAGGAGGGCCACAGGGCCGUGCAUCGCAAGACAUUCUAAAUUAAACAUAACUAUAAAAACAAGUCAUUUUUGAAAAAAUGUGGAGAGAAAAUGCAAUUUUUAUGGCAAUUUUUAAGGUUACUG
This is a messenger RNA of Helicoverpa zea (corn earworm), 1315 nucleotides long. It is a transcript of the gene Arp1, whose product is annotated as alpha-centractin. The record is from RefSeq and is a predicted model, not a curated record. Lineage: Eukaryota; Metazoa; Arthropoda; Insecta; Lepidoptera; Noctuidae. Bases 101 to 1231 code for a protein of 376 amino acids. The transcript has 9 exons.